GUGGAGCUUGGUUGGAUUAAAGCGCCUCAAUGGGAACAACCAUAGACAUCUAUGGGAAAAACCGUUCAAUGUGAUUCCUCAAAUGACCUGUCGAGAGCAGUAACGCGCUUUUCUGCGGCUAGUCUGCUGCAAAUGUCAUCAGAAGAAGAAAACAGCUAGCGCUAGCUCCAUUAUUUGACUGACCACCACGUCGGUGUAGAAGGAAAACAAAACUCGGCCGAACCAUCCUGUUCCGAAACGGAGCCUUUAAAAUGGCAGGCGAGGAGGAACGGGGGGUGGUUCGUGUCAAAGUCAAGAAAUGUGAUGGGGUGCUACCGGUGGAGUUUCGCUCUUUUGCUGUUGAUCCUCAGAUAACAUCGCUGGAGGUCUUGCAGCACAUACUAAUCAGAGCCUUUGAUUUGAACGGGAAGCGGAAUUUCAACAUCAGCUACCUGUCUCGAGAUCGGAGUGGUGCUGACGUGUAUCUGUCGCUGGUGUCUGACUGGGAUUUGGACGUUGCGUUUGUCAGUGCAGCCAAACCACAUCUGCAGCUCAAGAUUGACAUAAAGCCUUCUGAAGAGAGCCCUGUUAUGGAGGACUGGGAUAUCAUCAGCCCCAAAGACGUGAUUGGCUCUGAGCAGCUUCUCACAGAGAGGACUAGGUCUUUGGCAUCUGCAGCUCUACCCUUCACCCAGUCUCUACUCUCCCAGGUGGGCCGGACCCUGUCUAGAGUCCAGCAGGCCUUCAGCUGGUCUUAUGGGGAGGAGAUCAAGCCUUUCAAGCCUCCACUGAGUGACGCUGAGUUCCAUAGUUACCUUAAUGGACAGGGCCAGUUGACUCGACCCGAGGAACUGCGACUGCGAAUCUACCAUGGUGGUGUGGAACCUUCGCUACGCAAGGUGGUUUGGCGAUACCUCCUGAAUGUCUACCCUGAUGGACUGAGUGGACAGGAAAGAAUGGACUACAUGAAGAGGAAGACGAGGGAGUAUGACCAGCUGAAGAAAGAGUGGACAGCCCGGGUCAGUCACGAGGACCUUGAAUUUAUUCGUGGGAAUGUUCUGAAAGACGUACUGAGGACGGACCGGGCUCAUCCGUACUAUGCAGGCUCAGAGGACAGUCCACAUUUGACCGCCCUCACUGAUCUGCUCACCACAUUUGCCAUCACGCAUCCACAGAUAUCGUACUGUCAAGGCAUGAGUGAUAUUGCCUCCCCUAUACUUGCGGUAAUGGACAACGAGGCUCAUGCUUUCAUUUGCUUUUGUGGCAUUAUGAAACGCUUGGAGGGAAACUUUCGGCCAGAUGGACAGCUCAUGUCUAUCAAGUUCCAGCAUCUAAAGCUGCUUCUGCAGUACUCGGAUCCGGAAUUCUACUCCUACCUGGUGUCCCGAGGAGCCGAUGACCUCUUCUUUUGUUAUCGUUGGCUACUCCUGGAGCUGAAGCGGGAGUUUGCAUUUGAUGAUGCCCUGAGGAUGCUGGAGGUGACCUGGAGCUCUCUUCCCCCAGAUCCUCCUGAAACUGAAGUGGAGCUUCUGGGACUGCCACUGGAGACCAACGAGCAAAUGUCAUGCAGAGAUAAGGAGGACACCGUUGAGAACUGCCUUAGAGAUGAUAAUGAACAAAAAGAAAAGCAGCGUAGACGACAUAUGCUGAGGCCUUCGAGAGAAGAACCAGAUGUUAUAAGAAAUGCUGUCACAGAAGAGAAAGACAGGCAGAAUGUGGGCCCUUCAAAGGAAAGUGCUGGUGGCGAAUGUGAUACUCCACAGCUGACCACGGAAAAGGGGGAUUUGAAGGGUUGCCCUUUUGAAAGGCAAACUAGUUUUGGAGAGUUUAAAUACUUCACAGCCCGAAAUGAAGACAGCUUUGAUAUGGAGGAUGCUAAACAGCCACAGGGAUCGGUGCCGUCAGAGGCAGUACCAAAAAUUCCAAGGCGCCAGUCCACAAUCGACAGUGACGAGGACCCAGGAGAAAGAACACCUCUCAUUAAAACCUGUGACAAUGGUUUCUCUCUGGUGUCUUCUCCUCCCUUCUCUAGUGGCCUUCCAAACUGGAAGGCUGUCUCUCCUACGUCUUCAGCUUCACCCUCCAGCUGGCCAGGUGCUUCUCCGGACUCUCUUCAGAAAUCCACAUCCACAUCUACAACUAAUGGAUGUCAGGCCUUACCAAAAACUGUCCCCAAAGCAGUGGCUUCUUCUUCCCAAGUGUAUAGCGGUACAGGGAUCAGCUCACCAGGAGCCCCGACUGUAAAAACAUCUGUUCCAUCUCCCUCUCACACUAAUAAUAGAUUGCUGCUCUCUUCGCCCAUUUUGUCCUUUGCAAAAGGACCCUCACUGUCUGGCAGCAGGUUGUCUUCCAACAAUCUUCCUUCACCUGGAAACAAAUCCCCCGGCGCCACAGACGACACGUCGAGUUCUGUAAAAGCUGAGAGCACCAGCAUCAAACCGUGUUCUUUGCCGCCUCCUCAAGAGUUUGGCAAAGGCAAUCCUUUCAUGCUGUUUCUGUGCCUGUCUAUCCUGCUGGAACACCGAGACCACAUCAUUAAGAACAGCUUGGAUUACAACGAGCUAGCUAUGCACUUUGAUCGCCUCGUGCGACGCCACAACCUGAGCAGGGUGCUCCAGCGAGCCAAGGCCUUAUUUGCAGACUACUUGCAAAGUGAAGUUUGGGACUCUGAAGAGGGGGAUGAGGUUAGCUCAGACUCUCCAACGACAGCUACAGCUGCUCAGCACUCCCCUUCUUUAACCGUUUCUCCCCGGCCCAUCUACAGCCCGCUAGCAUCGCCGCAGCCAUCAUCUCUGAACUCAACCUAUAACCUUACAACCACCAUUCCCUCCCUAGCAGCUCAAGUUUCCCUUUCCCCAACUUUCUGAUUCUGUCGUACAUUACCGACUUCCAAACCUCAGUGAACUCCUGAGUAGAGUGUUGGUGGCCUGUUAGAGGUGACAGAACUUUGCUGUUUAAAAUUGUCUCACUGUAUAUGCCUGAAUACAUAUAUUCCAUAUGUCUGUAGUCAUAAUAUUUUAUUUAUUCUGUUGUCUGUCCUUAAAGUGGAGAUGAAAGAACUUCAUCUCUCAUUUUAUCCUCUGAGGUUGCUGAUGCAUGAAAUGUUAAACUCUGUGAUUCAGGCUUUUGACGGUUAGCCGGUGUGGCUUUCUGCCUUUAAAUGGAACCCACAAUGGUUUAGCCGCUUGGUGCAUUUAGCCUGUGUUGCCCUUUUUUUUUAUUAUCUUUUAUUUCAAGCUCAUGUUCUGUCCAAAAAGCCACACAAGUGUCUUAACUAAAGCACUAGAGCUACAGCUACAUUCUGUACAAACUUGAAGGAAAAUCAAGGUAAAAGUGCUCAGAAACGGCUUUGACAGAAACACGACUUGUUAGUCAAGGCUUUAUUUGAAGGCUGUGUCUUUUCUUUUACUCAUCCAAAGUGCUUUAUUUUUGGAUUUAAUGGUGAAGGAGUAACACCCAGAGAGGCGUUUAAGCAGAAUAAUGUUGCAGUGGCCCAUACAUUCCGCCUCACAUAUUAAUUAAUACCAUCUAUGCUGUAUGAUGAGAAGCCAGAAUUAUUGUUUUUUUUUUUUUUUCGCACUUAAUCUUGUUGCCAUGAACACACUCUGCCAUCAGCAAAAACAAAAAUCUCAAUGUUUAAUCUUCCUAAAUGCAGCGCUCGAUUUAGACGGUCGCCAGGUCACCGCGACGCCGAGAAUCAUGGCAGGUUGAUGACAUCAUGCAAAGUGGCUGCCUCCAUGAAGAAAACAUGAUAGGUGGUUCAGCUCGAUUGAGCGCUCGAUUUCGACGGUCGCCAGGUCACCAUUUGCGACUAAAAACGUCGCAAAUGGCGACCUGGCGACCGUCUAAAUCGAGCCCUGUAAAUGGCCUAUUGCUUCUGUAAAACAGUGGUUCUAUAAUUAACAUUUUAUCCCAAGUGCAAUAGCUAAGUAAUUCUUAUAUAGUUACAAGUGUAUUUUUAAAAAAUAUAUUUUUAAAUGCAACUCAGCCUGUACUAAGGUCUGGCACCUUAGCAACAGAUGAAGCUUGUUAUGUUUUCAGUUCCUUCCAAAAUGGUUUCAGACCCAUUCACUGCUACAUAUCAAAGAUUUCUGUAAUGAAAUCAUGACAAGGCUGCUCAUCAUAUUGGGUUGAUGAUGUCACACAAAGCUGUGAUGUCAUCCUAUGUAACCACAUUAUGCUAAAAAAAAAAAUGUGGCUAGAAUACUGUAGAGAUCAGUGUGGUGUCGGUCUGCAUUGUACAAAUCCCAAUCUGCUGAUCCUCCUUGUGCUGGAUACUUUUAAACUACAACAAACAAUAGUAGGAUGAUUACUGUACAAUUUGUUCUGCUUUGGAGGGUCCUUUAGUAACGUCUCAGUUUAGCACUUUGUUUAUUGCUGCUACCCAAAAAGCUGUCCUUUUGCCAUCUUUCUGUAUUCAGGUUUCAAAGAAACAUGGGAAUAUUUAUCUGAAUUAGUGAAAUUUAAUAUGUGACUACUAUAUGUUGUUUGUGAUGAGAAAGUGUAUACAGAAUAUUUACCAUUGUUUUUUUGUUUUUUUUAGUGUGACAGACCUCAUGUUAUGACAAUAGAAUAUGAUUUAAUGCCACUUGUCAUGUCCAGUUACAGAAGAUAUUAGCCGGUGUGCAACUUUUUGGCAGAGAAGUGCCUCAUAUUGUUUGAAUCAGUAGCCUUGAUUUAUUUUUUUCUUUUGUGCUCUUACCAUCUGUCUGCAAUGUGAUAUUGUACAGGCUGAGUAAUAUUUAAAUUAAAUAAUGAAUUGACAGACAUUGUUCAGAUGUGGGUUACAGCUAGUGAGCUGUAACUCCCCUCUGGUGGAUUUUAAGCAGAGUCCAAUGCCAUUUUAAAGCAUCUAACCAAUUUCAAUUCAGUCGGUUCAGUCGAAAUUAGACAGAACCGUCCCUGUAAAAAGCAUUCGCCCCCUUUAGAUGUUUUCCCGUUAUGUUGUUUUGUAACAAUGAGUCAUGAUCAAUUUAAUUUGACUUUUUUGAUGAGGAUUUAUGCAAAACCAGCUCUCUCAUGUCAAAGGGAAAACAGAUUUCUAUAAAGUAGUAUCAGUUAAUAUAAAAUUAAAUAGAAAAUGUAUUAUAUGUCAGUAUUCGCCUCCUUUAAAAUGACCUAAUUCAAAAUACGUCCUGUGUAUGAGUCCCAGAAGUUUUUUUUGUCUUGCAGCUCGAUCAAGUACCUGCCUGUCAGGUUCAGUGUGUGUUUUGUUAUAGAAUACCAAAUGCAAUCUUUUUUUUUUCUGCCAAACAAAUCUACCCACAGGUAUAAAUAUAGUAACUUUGAAUCUUGAACCUGAAGUCCAGGUAACUGAUGAUAGAAGUCACACAACUGGGGAAGUAGAGAUCAUCUCAGCAUGGUUAAUGUGUCUAAAGUGACUGUAGUUUGAAGAUGCCUGUGCCUGGAAAGUCCGGUUGUUUGUGUAUCAGUGCUCCUUGCUAUAACAACACCAUGAAGACAAAAACACUCCAAGCAACUCUGUGAAAACGUUACUGAAAAACAUAAGUCCUGGGAUGGUUACAAUCUUUUUUUUUUUUUAUGUCACUGAAUAUCCCUAGAAGUACGGUUAAGUCCAUCAGUAAGAAAUAAAAGGAAUAUGUGUAAAUCUGAAUCGAGAUAAUCAAAAACCUGAGUGACCAUACAUGAAAGAGAAGAGGGAGGAGGCCACCAAGACACCUGUGACUCCUCCCAAGGAGUUACAAGCUUCAGCUGCUGAGAUUGGAGAUACUGUGCAUACAGCGAGUGUUGUGGUUCUUCAACAGUCAAAACUUUAUUAAGAGACACUGUUAAUAAAAAGCUCACAUUAAAUCUCUAGGCAGCAGUCCCUGAAAUGCUUGUAAAUUCUAGAGAGAGAAAUCCUGGAGGACAGCCUGAUGCAGUCUGCAAGACAACUGUGCCUCAAGAGAAGAGUUGCUUUUUUUUUUUGGAAACAACAAGAUCAUUGUUCUGAAAUGGCCGAAUCAGAGUCCAGACCUCAGUCUAACUCUGAACUUGUGGCUGGACCUGAAAGGGUUGUUCACUCGCGAUCACAGCGUAACCUAACCAAACUUUAGCAGUUAUCCAAAGAAGAAAGGUGCAAAAUUACAGUAUUCAGAUUUACAACAGCCAUAGAUGGUUUCACUAAAUGCUGACUUUAAUGAGCACUUCAAUAAUCACUUUUUUUCAUUUUAUGUUUUAAUUAAUUGACAUUACUUUGUCGAAGUCUGGUUUUGACGUGAGCAUUCUUUUUUUUUGGUAAAUUCUUGUGAUAAAAGGCUAAUUAUAUUGACCGUGAUUCAAUGUUGAAAAGCAAUAACAGUGAAAAACCUAUAAAGGGGGUGAAUACUUUUCAUAGGCACUGAACAUAGCAUAUGAUAAAUUCAGUGUAAGAUCCUAAGUUGCUUAGUGGCUGAAUUUGAAUCUACAGAGUAUUUUUUUUAUUAUUGUUCCAAAAUAUUAUUAUUUUUUCUUGUUAGACAUAAGUGUCCAAUCUUGAAGAAUAAUAUUUUAUCGCCUUAUGGAAUUAGAAGGGCACUCAGAAAGUGCAGACCUCCUCUAAGGCCAAUGACCUUAAUUCGCAAUUUUAAAGAAACCGGUCUGCACGUAGAUGCUCAGGUCUUGUGGAAACAUGUUGUUUUUUAUUUGUCUGUAUUCAAUUUAUCAAAACAUUGACAUUCUUCAGCUAAAUUUGGUGUGCAUCCUGAUAAAGACUGAAUUUAUGUGUAUGGCUGAAACAUCACAAAGAAAAUAGGAAAUCUAAAAGAUGCACCUCCUGUGCCAUUUUACUUAAAUGUGGUUCAUAUGAUCUAGAAAAAGGUAACCCUGCUGAUUCUUAUCCAGCUGGAAUGGUACCACACCGUAUUUAACAAUAAUUACAAGAGUCGAGAGUUGAAAUUGUGGUUAGCAUCUAUAUGUUGCAAUGGGGCAAUAGAUUUGAUUCAGUUAAAUUCAGUAUAAUUCAGUUUUAUUUAUAUAGGACCAACACACAAUAUACAUCAUCUCAAGGCAUUUCAUAUAGUAAAGUGAAGACCUUACAAAUUAUAUACAUAGAAACCCACCACAUCUAAAGUUUCCUUUAGAUUCCCCUUGAGCAAAAACUUGGCAACAGUAGGCAAAAAAACUCUCCUUUAUCAGGAAGGAAAAAAGACCUCCUGCAGAACCAGGCUAAGGCCAGGUGGGGAGAGAGAACAGGACAGCAGAAGGAGAACAGACAAACAAUGCAUAGGAAGAACACUAAACACAUUGGAGGUUGGUGAGGCUAGUAACUGCAGAUCAGAAAUGUGUAGCUCCAGAUCCAGAGAUACCUGCAGAGAGGACACAAAGGUAGUGACAUCAAUUCAUGGAAAUCUUUCAUUUGGUUAACGCUGUGCUCUGCCGUGACCGGUGAAUGCGUUCAGACUGUAAGUGAUGUCUGUUAUGCACUGACUGAGGUUGGAUAUCCAUAAUGUUCAUAUGAUGUCCUUAUCUAAAAUCAUAUUCAUGUAACCAUUCUUUUAAAAACAAAUCUAAAAAUGAGACAUUUGUAUCGAAAUGACGAUGAAAAUGCUGCACUUUGCAUGUUUCGCUUUAGAGCUCAUUGCUCUGACAAUGCUUCCUAUUACUAUUUUUAGCAAAUUUACCAAAAAUAAAAUCCAGUUAUAUGUAUAACCGUAAACUUUCUAAUUAGAACAGACGCCCUGUUGACGUAUGAAGAUCAGGGCCAAGAUUUUCUAGUAGUCCACAAACACACACGGGUUAUUGUUGAUGUUGUGGACCUCAGCACAGUGCAGAUGUGUGGGAACAUUUAGGGAAUUGUGGGCAGCUGAACAAAGUUAAGGAGUAUAUCUUGCUUUGGUAAAAGUUUGCUUGUUUCUUCUCAGAGCUGUUUACCGUUCACAUUUUUUAUUCUUGGUUUUACUGGCUCAUAUUCCAUGUUCUCAGCAGUCUGUAAAGCAGAAGUGAUGGCUCCACCUCAAAUAGGGAAAUACGUUUUUUAGGAGUGUCUGUUUUAGGCAGAAACUAAAACAGUUGUGACACCUUUAGAAAGAUCCUUUUUAUCGUUGGUAUUACAUUUUGGUUUGCCUCCAUUUGUAUAGCAGUAUUUGUUUAUAUACUUAAAACAAAGAAAAAUAAUUGGAGUGGCUAGCCUUUGAGCUAGCAAUAUGUGCAUUUGUUAAAAAAAGAUUUGUUUAUCUCUUAUAUAUGUGCACAAGCGUUAAGCCUUUUAAUGAUACAACACACAACAAUGUUAAUGAUUGUAUAGAUGACACAAAUAAAUAAUAGUCAAUGAAACUGA
Acanthochromis polyacanthus (spiny chromis) is the source of this 8236-nucleotide messenger RNA. It is a transcript of the gene tbc1d25, whose product is annotated as TBC1 domain family, member 25. The coding region runs from base 252 to 2846 and encodes 864 amino acids. Gene Ontology annotation, biological process: regulation of autophagosome maturation; activation of GTPase activity. The record is from RefSeq and is a predicted model, not a curated record. Gene Ontology annotation, cellular component: autophagosome. NCBI's taxonomy places the organism in Eukaryota, Metazoa, Chordata, Actinopteri, Pomacentridae. The transcript is spliced from 7 exons. Gene Ontology annotation, molecular function: GTPase activator activity.